Molecule: messenger RNA, 6306 nt
Organism: Chironomus riparius
Lineage: Eukaryota; Metazoa; Arthropoda; Insecta; Diptera; Chironomidae
Source: the annotation of a GenBank genome assembly
AAGAAGUUAAGAAAAUAAAAAUCGUCGUAAAUCUUUAAAAGUCGUUCGUAUAAUAUUGAAAUAUAGUAAAUUGUGUCUCUAAGACCUUAAAUAAUCAUAGUGAUAUGAAGAAUAGAUAAAAUAUAAGGUGGAAAGUGUGAAAAAUUUGCAAAAAAAUAAAGUCAGUGAAAAAUGGAAAAUGAAAAUACAGUAACGUCUCGCCAACAUGAUAGAUAUAGAAUUGAAGUGAAAUUAAAUUAUUAUAUUUUGUAAAAGAAGUAUAAAACAGCAUAAUUGAUAAGUUUUUAAUCGCUAAAAAGAGUCAAAAGUGUUAAAAACUUACAAAAAAAUUGAUUUCAAAGGAAAAAGUGAAAAUUUAUAAAAAGUACAGUCAUCGAUAUAUCCAAUUGAGAAAGAAAAAUUAUCAUUAACAUUAUAAUUAUCUUAUUAAGUAGUAUAAUUCGUGAAAAUUGUGUCAGUAAUAAAAUCGCCCAGUGCAGCAUAAUAGAAAUAACAUUUUAAGCCAGUACCGAUCUGGAUUAUAAAGGACAAAGAGUGAAAUAAAUUGAAUUUUUUUGUAAAUAAUAAACAUGUCUGCCGAUAUUUUAACAAAAAUGUCUCCUCAAAGUAAUGGAAAAAGUCAUGUUUCACCAAAAAAGGAACCAAUAAUCAGCAGUUAUAAUGGAAAUACACGAUCAUAUUUAGUUGAUCACGGACGAGAUCCACUAGAUCUUAAUUCCCCAAAAAAGCCAUCUAAUCCGCAUUGGCAGAUGGAUAAAUAUGAGGAAUUUGAAUUUGAAGUGCCUGAAGAAGCACCAGUUUUCGUACCAACGGAAGAGGAAUUUAAAAAUCCACUCGGCUAUAUACAGAAAAUUCGACCGCUAGCUGAGAAAUAUGGUCUCUGCAAAAUCAAACCACCAGCAGGAUGGCAACCAUCUUUUGUACUUGAUGUUGAUAAAUUGCGUUUUACACCGAGAGUUCAAAGAAUUAAUGAAUUAGAGGCAAAAACUCGUAUCAAACUUAAUUUUCUCGAUCAAAUUGCAAAAUUUUGGGAGUUACAAGGAAGCUCUCUGAAAAUUCCAAUGGUUGAAAGAAAGCAACUUGAUUUAUAUACUUUGCAUCGAUGUGUCCAUGAAGAAGGAGGACUGGAAAUAGUCACAAAAGAACGAAAAUGGUCAAAAAUUGCAGGUCGCUUAAAGUAUCCAAAUGGAAAAAAUGUUGGAACUAUAUUGAAAGGACAUUAUGAAAGAAUCUUGUACCCGUAUGAUAUCUAUAUGAGUGGCAAGCACGUUGAUGGCGCAAGCCUAGAAGCAGGAGAGGAAUCUGAUGAUUGCGAUUAUAAGCCUCAUUGUAUAUUGUCUCGACAAGGCGUUAAGCCACAAGCGGAAGUUGCAGCUCGUCGUUCUAAACGAUUUCAAAAUAUUGAACCAGAUAGUGGAGAAAUGAAUUUGUCUAAAAAUGCUGAAUUACGACGAUUACAAUCAAAUCUGCCACCUACAACCAAACGUCUAUCUUCACCAUCUAAAAUUGGUCGUGGAAAUCGAUUUAUUCCUAAAUCAGAUCCAUUGGCUAAGUAUGUCUGUCUUAAUUGUAAUCGUGGAGAUGUGGAAGAAGCUAUGCUUUUAUGCGAUGGAUGUGAUGAUAGUUAUCAUACAUUUUGUUUAAUUCCACCGCUUAAUGACAUCCCAAAAGGUGAUUGGCGUUGUCCAAAAUGCGUUUGUGAAGAAGUCAGUAAACCAGCAGAAGCAUUUGGAUUUGAACAAGCAUCGCGUGAAUACUCAUUGAAAGAAUUCGGAGAAAUGGCAGAUCAAUUUAAAUCUGAAUAUUUCAACAUGCCUGUUCAUAUGGUUCCAACCGAAGUUGUCGAAAAAGAGUUCUGGCGAAUCACAUCAAGUGUCGAAGAGGACGUAACUGUAGAAUAUGCAGCUGAUUUACAUACAAUUGAGCACGGAAGUGGAUUUCCUUCAAAAGAUUCACUCGAUUUGUCACCAGAGGAUCAAUUGUAUGCAGAGAGUGGAUGGAAUUUGAUAAAUUUUCCAGUUUUAGAAGAAUCUCUUCUUGCCUACAUCAAUGAUGACAUCAGUGGAAUGAACAGAAGCUGGUUAUAUAGUGGAAUGUGCUUUGCAACAUUUUGCUGGCAUAAUGAAGACCACUGGAGCUAUUCUAUAAACUACAUGCAUUGGGGAGAACCGAAAACUUGGUACGGAGUUCCAGGCGCAGAUGCUGAGAAACUCGAACAAACAAUGAAACGACAAGCACCGGAAUUAUUUGCUGGACAGCCUGAUUUGUUACAUCAACUUGUUACAAUUAUGAAUCCAAAUAUACUUAUGGCUGAUGGUGUUCCUGUUUAUCGAACUGACCAACAUGCAGGAGAUUUUGUCAUCACAUUUCCACGUUCUUAUCAUGCAGGCUUUAAUCAAGGCUAUAAUCUUGCAGAAGCUGUUAACUUUUGUCCAGCUGAUUGGAUUACAAUGGGUCGUGAGUGCAUUAAUCAUUAUUCUCAAAUGCGUCGUUAUUGCGUAUUUUCACACGAUGAGAUUAUUUGUAAAAUGGCACUAGAAACGGAACGAUUAAAUUUGGGUAUUGCAACAGCUUGCUACCUCGACAUGGUAGAGAUGAUUGAUUCCGAAAAGAGAAUGAGAAAGGCAUUACUUGAAUGGGGUGUUACAAAAGCACAACGUGAAGCUUUUGAACUGCUUCAAGAUGAUGAACGUAUUUGCGAUAUUUGUAAGACGACUUGCUUUUUAUCAGCAGUCAGUUGCACUUGUACGCCUGCAUUGGUUUGUUUACGGCACUAUAAAGAUUUAUGUAAUUGCUCACCUGAGCAACAUACUUUAAAGUAUCGUUAUACGCUUGAUGAAUUGCCCUUAAUGCUUAAGAAAUUAAAGAUUAAAGCUGAAUCUUUUGAGACAUGGCUUACAAAAGUACGAAACAUUUUGGAUCCAUCUAUAUCAACAAAAGUCACGUUUGAAGAACUUCAGGAACUUGCAAUGGAAGCAAAAGUUAAAAAGUUCCCAAAAAGUCCAUUAUUGGAUCGUCUUAAUUCGUCUUUAAUCGAGGCUGAAAAAUGCAUCACAGUAAUUCAGCAACUUGACAUUAAUAAAAUACGCACACGAAAUUCAAAUGACAUUGCAUCACGCUAUAAGAUAACAUUAGAGGAACUAGAUUUAUUUGUCCUCGAACUUGAUAAUUUAUGUUGCACAAUUGACGAUUUCGCUACAGUCAAAGAACUUCAACAAAUGGGCUAUGAUUUUGUAAAUACAGUCAAACGAUUACUUAAUCAAGAGACAAUUAAAACAAAUGAUCCAAAAGAACUUCAGAAAACUAUUCAGGAUGGAAGUACAUUAUGUAUCGAAUUGCCACAACUUGAUCAAUUAAAAGCUCGUUUAGAGCAAGUAAAUUGGUACCGAAUGAUUCGCUCAUAUCGUGAUAAAACAGAAAAGCAUCAAUUGAACACGUUAAAGAAGCAUUUAACAGAAGGUAUGAAAAUUCCACCGCAUUACAUUAUUGAGCGACAAUUAAAUGAAAUAAAAGAAAUAAUUAUGGAAAUGGAAUUAUGGGAAGAUCGCGCUCAAAAAAUAUUCGAGUCAUCUGUUUCCGUCCAAUUGCGCGAUGUACAAGAUUUGCUUAGACUUGGAAAACAAGUUAAAGGCUAUUUGCCAUCAUUCUCGAUCUUAAAAGAAGCAGUUGAUCGUGCAAAGGAAGUUUUGGAACACAUUGAAGCACUUCAGUCUGACGAAAAUUGUCCUUACGUUGAUUCACUAGAAUUUAUCAUAAACAGUGCAAAAUCAUUGCCAUUCCAACUUGAACAGAUUCAAAUUAUGGAGAAGCACGUAAAUGAAGCUAAUUCAUGGAAGGAGCAGGCAAAUCAAAUGUUCCUUAAAAAGAAUACAAAGUAUACACUUCUCGAAGCUCUCACCCCAAAAUAUGAAUCAGAUUUGACUUUUGCUGUUGUUCCUCCAUCACUUUCAUCACCACCUAUUCGUGCUGGAAGUGACGAUUGUGAAUCAGCCUCUCCAUGCUCUACAGCAUCAUCUUCAUCAACAAUAUCGGCCAAUAGCUCGAAUGGAACAAGUGAAGGAAGUUAUUUAGAAGAUUUGGGACCUGCUGUAGUCGUUGCUACAUUCAAAAAAGCUGAAAAGAAUGAAAUUUGUCGAAUUGCUGAAAUUCGUCGACUCAAUAUCGAAAAGAAUUAUGAGCGCGAUGCAUUUUGUUUAUGUAAAGGACGAUUUAUGGGCUACAUGUAUCAUUGUCAAUUGUGUAAAGAUUGGUUCCACUCAUCAUGCGUCCCACCAAUGUCUAAAAAUUAUGAUACAAAGCAAGAACCUUUGGAACUACGAAGUAAAUAUUUGUGUCCCAUUUGCAUGCGUACUAAACGACCGAAAUUGGAAAGCAUAUUAUCCUUGCUGUUGUCGUUGCAACAAAUUCCUCUACGCGUUCCAGAAGGUGAAAUUAUCCAGUGUGUUACAGAACGAGCAAUGCAGUGGCAAGCACGUGUUCGUCAGGCACUUAAACGUAAGGAUAUAGAGGCAGCUUUAUUGGAGUUUUCAAUGUAUCAACAAAAACAGCCGAAAGUUGAACAGCAAGGGAAUAAUAAAGAUGGUCAGGAACGAAAAGGAAACCGAAAAGCUAAGGGAAAACCGAAGAAUGAAGCAGAUGCUAUUCAACAUUCAUCUGAUGGAUCUGACGAGGAAAAUCAUGACACGAUGCUUGAUAACUCAUCAGAAAAAGUAUUAAGUCUACCCAAUCCACCUACAGUUCAAUUAAGCAAAGCAACACUUCAAUUUCUUGAGGAAUUAAUGAUGGAAGGAGAUCUCCUUGAAGUAACUUUGGACGAAACAAUUUAUUUGUGGAGAUUAUUAAAUGCCGCAAAGAAUUACAACAAUGAGUUGGAAGUUGUUCGUAAAAAGUAUAAUAUUCCGUUGGAAAUGCCAUUGCGCGUUUAUAGCGAAGAUAAUACUAGAAAACGUAAAGUUUUUCCAAAUGAAGAAAAACCACCAAGAAAAUACAAUAAACAAAUUAAGGAAGAGAUAAAGAAAGAGCCAUUAGAUUUAUCAGACAAUGAUGAUGAUAUUGAUGGCGAUGAUGUGAUGGAUAUCGAAGAGGCUGAUGGGACGUUACCUAAAAAGGGAAAAUUGUCGACAGGGAAUAAGAAACGUUUGGUAAAAAAGAAGAAUAAUAUAAAGAAAGUUAUUAAAGCUGAAAAAGAAAAGGAACCGAAGGAAAAAGUUAAGCCAAAACGCCAGAAGAAGAUACCGCAACAAAAUACGUCGGUUUUAUCAUCUGAAAAUAAUUCAAUACAAGCACCUUCUCCGAUUAUUGCUGCAAACAAUAAUAUCAAAUCAAAUGUACCAGUUGAGCCUUUAAAACCUGUCAAAAAGGUUACAAAAGUUCCAAAAGAGAAGAAAAUCAAACCGAAAGUUCAAAAAAUCAAUAAUAAUAAUAAUAAUAAUAAGAAAACAGAAAAGGAUGAAAAUACAAAAGCAGCAUCACAAAAUGAAUCUGACACCGACUCUCCAGAAGAAUCCGACGCUUAUGAAACGUGUGGUGUUGCAAGUUGUCAACGACCAUCAGAAUCCGUACAAGAUUGGAUUUUGUGCGAUGGCGGUUGUGAAGUUUGGUAUCAUAUGGUUUGUGUUGGUCUUAAAAUUAAAGAAGUAAAGCCCGAUAUGGAAUUCAUUUGCAAUAACUGCAAGACUUCAAAAGAUUCUACAAACAAUGCUCAGUCAUCACAAAAACAGCAGUAGAGUGUCAAGGAUUAAAUAUUAAAAAACUGUAAAUAAUGGAUCUGUUUCUUAGAUGUGCAAUAGAACAAAAGAAUCAUGUAAUGCAGGACAAUAUUCGGAUUUUUGUAUAAAAAAAAAAAAAAUCAAGGAGGAAACAGCAUCAACUACUCAUAAAUGCAAGGAGCUAAUUACAUUGCAGAUAAAAAAGAUCUCAACAACGUUUUUUUGACUUAUUUUUCACACCGCGAUCGUAUUUUCUUUUAAAAUAAGCACUAAGAUGAUAAAUCAAUGAUUUUGAAUCAUUUUCAUUGUAAUUAAUUUUCAUUAAAAAAUAGGACAUGAUAGUUUAAUUUUUUUUCUUGACUUCUUUUUUUUUAAUUAGAUGUAAAAAAUUGUUCUUGAUAUAAACACAUGAUAAAAAAUACGAGAAAAUUUGAAAGAAAUUCAUAAUUUAAUUUACAUAGGAAAUACAGAAAAAAGAUGAAAAAAAAACUAUUUCGUUAGAAAGUAAAUAGGUAUCUAAAAUAUAAGAUAAAGAAGAAGAAAAUAUAAUUGACUAAUUUAAAACAGAUAAUAAUGAAUAAAUGUGUAGAGAUUUUAC